AAAACCAAUUCAGUGGCCUAAAAGGAGGAGGAAGAGGGGAAAAGGAAGCUGUUACAAUUUCCUUCAAUCCCUCUCCCUCUGCCCCUGUCACUCUGUGUAUUGAGAAACCAUCAAAACAACAUAGUUAUGUUAUCAUCACUGCCUAAAACCAUGAUUAGUUUCUCAAUGAUCUUAGCAUUUCUCUUAUCAAUGGUGGUACAAGAUUCAACUUGCCUCAGUGAAGAACACAUAGACCUGUCUCAUUUCAGGAACAAACUUAUAAGGCACAGAGUGGGAAUUCCCUUGUCCCAAGCACCUUUUACAUCAGCACCUUCACCUUCAGAGACAGCAAGGAGAGGCAGAGUGGUGAACCCAAUUGGGUAUGGUGCAGAUCCUACAGGGGCAGAUGACAGCAGUGAUGCUAUUCUGAAAGCUAUAGCAGAAGGUUUUGCAAUAGGGAGGAGUGAUGAGUUUCAUGAGCUGGUGGCAGGAGUGAGAGACCUUGGAGGGGUUGUGAUUGAUUUGCAAGGUGGAAACUACAAAAUCAGCAAACCCAUCACUUUUCCUUCCUAUGUAGGCAAUGUUGUGGUACAAGGAGGAACCUUAAGAGCUUCUGAUAAAUUUCCUCCUGAUCGCCAUCUUGUUGAGUUAUCAGCAUCAAAUUCCCAUAACCUCCAAGAACCGGCAGCAUCCAUCCACCGCCAUCAUCAUCAUGGUUUCAACAGCAAGAAACUUCAGCAAAACAUAGGGAUUUACUAUGAAGACAUAACAUUUCGUGACAUCUUCUUCGAUUCGAGCUACAGGGGAGGAGGGAUCCUCAUUGUUGAUUCUGCUAGAGUAAGAAUCACCAACUGCUUCUUCCUCCACUUCACCACAGAAGGGAUUCAAGUUCAACGCGGUCACGAGACCUACAUAUCAAGCACUUUCCUCGGGCAACACUCAACAGUUGGUGGAGAUAAAGGGGAGAGAGAAUUCUCAGGCACUGCCAUUGAUCUUGCUAGCAAUGACAACGCAAUCACUGAUGUGUCAAUUUUCUCUGCUGCCAUUGGGAUUGUGUUAAGGGGACAAGCCAACAUGAUCACAGGGGUGCACUGUUACAACAAGGCAACAGCCUUUGGUGGCAUUGGGAUUUUGGUGAAAUUAGCAGGGUAUUCACAAACCAGAAUUGACAAUUGUUACAUGGAUUAUACAGGUAUUGUCAUGGAAGAUCCUGUUCAAGUUCAUGUUACCAAUGGAUUCUUCUUAGGGGGUGCUAAUAUUGUUUUGAAGUCCAUUAAGGGAAAAGUUUCUGGUUUAAACAUUGUAGAUAACAUGUUCAGUGGGAAGUGGAACCAGGUACCGAUUGUUGCUCUUGAUGGGCAAUUCAGUAGCAUUGACCAAGUGGUGAUUGAUAGGAACAAUGUGUAUGGUAGCAUGAGUUUGAGAUCAACGGUUUCCAAGUUGACUGUGGCUGGAAAUGGCUCAAAAUGGGUGGCUGAUUUUUCAAAUGUUUUGGUGUUUCCUAAUCGGAUUAGUCAUUUUCAGUAUUCAUUUUACUCUCAGGGGGAGCCUAAGUUCUUGGCACAUUCAGUGACCAAUGUGUCAAAUAAUGUUGUGGUGGUGGAAAGUGAGAAACAAGUUCAAGGGGUUGUUUCAUUCUUUAUUGAACAAUGAGUUAUUAUGAGGGGGUUUUCAGCAUUGUCUAUCUAUCUGAUAUGUAAAAUUUUGUGAUUCAGAAAGAAAGGAAAGUUAAUAUUCAUUGAGCUAAUCACCAAUCUUAUAUAUGAAUGACUUAAAUUGAAUAAUUCCAAGUUCCUGACUCCCAAACUCUUUCUUCAGUUGACAUAUCU
Molecule: messenger RNA, 1808 nt
Organism: Lotus japonicus
Lineage: Eukaryota; Viridiplantae; Streptophyta; Magnoliopsida; Fabales; Fabaceae
Product: polygalacturonase QRT3-like
Exons: 3
Coding region: 127-1632 (501 amino acids)
Molecular function (GO): polygalacturonase activity
Source: RefSeq, a predicted model, not a curated record